Triticum dicoccoides is the source of this 756-nucleotide messenger RNA. Its product is annotated as rapid alkalinization factor-like. Gene Ontology annotation, biological process: calcium-mediated signaling. Gene Ontology annotation, cellular component: plasmodesma. The coding region runs from base 134 to 481 and encodes 115 amino acids. NCBI's taxonomy places the organism in Eukaryota, Viridiplantae, Streptophyta, Magnoliopsida, Poales, Poaceae. The record is from RefSeq and is a predicted model, not a curated record. The transcript has a single exon.
CACACAAGCACAAGAGCAAAGGCAGCAGCACUGCAGCAUUGCGCUAGUGUCAUAGCUCGAUCGGCGCAGGCUAGCUAGCUAGUAGCGUCGACCCCCGCCCUCCCGGAGCGCAGGAUCUGGCAGGGUGCGCGAGAUGGCGCCGCCGCUGCCGAGCCGCGCGCUCAUUGUCGCCAUUACCGCGCUCCUCGUCCUCGUCGUCGCAGCCGAGCUCGAUGCGGGCAGCAGCGGGUGGGCAGGGGAGGAUUACGGUGGCGGCGCCGCCACGCAGACGGCGUGCAGGGUGGAGGACGAGGAGGGGUGCGGCCGGGAGGCGACGCCGCGGAGGCAUCUGGGCGGCGGCGGCUACAUCGGCUACGACGCGCUGCGGCGCAACGCCGUGCCGUGCUCGGUGCGCGGCGCGUCCUACUACAACUGCCGCCCCGGCGGGCAGGCCAACCCCUACUCCCGCGGCUGCUCCUCCAUCACCCGCUGCAGAGGCUAGAGGCACACACGACGUACAGCUUCCUCCUACCUCACCGUCGCCGUUUGUCGUCGUCGAGUGCUCGUCCGGUUUUGUAGGAUCUUGUAAGUUGUAAGACAUGUUCAAUUGAUUUUCUUCUUCUUCUUCCUCCCGUCGGCGGUUCUUGUUUUGGGGUUUCAUUAUACCGGAUUCAGUCCGAGAAUGAUCCGUUGAGCAAAUCAUCCAUGACUAGUUUGUAAUUGGAGGCAAUGUACCGAUGGAUCGAUCGUAAAAUUAAAGUUACUGAUUCGUUUGAA